CAGUACAAAAAUAAGCGCAACCGUAGGUUAGUUUUGCGGACAGCUUCCGCUGAGCUGCUCAGUGUUCAGAUGCGCUGGUUUGGGUUCGGCUUCAACGCCUUUGGACAGAUAUGUGUCCAGGAAAAGUCAGGCAGAGGAGAAAGUAGCAGCGCGCCCCACCAAGUCAAAGUAAGUCACCCAGCAGAGCUCAGCAGUCACGUGGAUAGAAGUGGAUGCUGCUUGAAGACAAGUCAGAUCAGAGUGAGCUGGAGUCGAAGAGCAUCUUUACAUUUAGAGGGAGACAGCUGCCUGAGCUUGGCAGGUUUUGGGGAAUCGGUCUCCAGCGAGGACACUGGUAUUUCUAAAAUAGAGAGCCAUGGUUGUAAAGAUGUAUUCAUCAGUGAAUCGCACUUGACCCUGGCCUUCCCAGACAGGAUUGAGACCUGGGAUCUGCAGAAGAGGGAGAAGAGUCCAUCAUGGAGCAUGGAUAUAAAAACCGACGCAGAGGGUUCUGAUGUGAAUUUGCCAUUGGUCCCUGGAGGUUACAUUGCCUUAAAGCCUCCCUUCUACUGCACCUUACCAGGACACCUGAAAGCCAGGAGCCUAGCACUGGGUGCAGAGCAUGCUGUUCUUCUUACUGCCUCUGGAGCAGUGUACAGCUGGGGACUGGGCAGCCAUGGUCAGCUGGGGCAUGGAGUGCUCACCUCUGAGGAGGAGCCCAGAGCAGUGGAGGCACUCUGGGGGAUGCCCAUGACCCAUGUGGCUACAGGAGGCUGGCACUCAGCUUGCAUUAGUGAUGGGGGUGACCUUUAUGUGUGGGGCUGGAAUGAGAGCGGCCAGCUUGGACUUCCUUCUCGAGGUCUGAGGAAAUCUCAGCAGAAAACUAGUCAACAAACAGAAGAAUUAUGCUGUGAUACCAGCACACCACCAGAUGAAACGCUAAAGGAGGAAGAGGAGCAUGAAGAUGUGUUCAUAUCAAUCCAGGCGUUCCCCGCUCUGCUGGAUGUCUCUUCAUCAUGUGAAAUCCGAACAGUAAGCUGUGGUUCCCGCCACACAGCUGCAGUAACAACCACUGGUGACCUCUACACUUGGGGAUGGGGGGAAUACGGCCAACUGGGACACCAAACAGUAACUAGUUCGGAUGAACCGCAGCGUGUGGAGUUUUUCAGGGCUGAGCAGAUGCGUGUGCUCGAUGUGGUGUGCGGGACAUGGAACACAUUUGCUGCUGCUGUAAAGGAGGAAGUAGCUUGUGCUGAAAAUAGCACAAAAUGCACUUGUUAAAGCGCAGUGAACUUUGGACAACAGUUGUAAAUUUCUCCUACAAACACAAAGAAUUAACUAAAUUUAUUUGUUCAUUUUUUUUUCUCUAUAAAAACUCAACUCAAUACUUUUUGGUGAAACUUUUAUUUUUUCUUCAAACAGAUGUUUAAAAAGGGUUUAUAUUUGACAAAUGACAUAAAACAGUUAAGGCAGCAAAAUCCACAGGUAAAUAUAAUUUAAGGCAAGUAAUUAAAAUUGUUCUGAUUUAAAAUUAUACACUAAAAUUAAAAAGGUGCAUGCAUCUCCAAGGUCCACUGGAAGUCUUCAGAGCACAAUCUUGAAGGAACUG
Molecule: messenger RNA, 1588 nt
Organism: Pelmatolapia mariae (spotted tilapia)
Lineage: Eukaryota; Metazoa; Chordata; Actinopteri; Cichliformes; Cichlidae
Product: RCC1 domain-containing protein 1-like
Exons: 8
Coding region: 70-1260 (396 amino acids)
Source: RefSeq, a predicted model, not a curated record